Molecule: messenger RNA, 1219 nt
Organism: Arabidopsis lyrata subsp. lyrata
Lineage: Eukaryota; Viridiplantae; Streptophyta; Magnoliopsida; Brassicales; Brassicaceae
Product: RING-H2 finger protein ATL64
Exons: 1
Coding region: 411-1091 (226 amino acids)
Biological process (GO): protein ubiquitination
Source: RefSeq, a predicted model, not a curated record
CAAAAAAAAAUUAUUAAUACAGCAAAUAUAUAUAUGACUUGCCACACAGAAAUACAUAAGUUCAUAUAAAAACUGAAAAUGUUAAUAAAGAAAGACGUACCCACGAAAAUAUUUUAUACAAAACUAUGUAACCUAGACAAUUUUUUUAAAAAGGCUAUAAAUAACAAAAAAAAUUACAUCAUAUAGUAUUUUGGGUUUAGAAACAAAAUCAUUUAACCUUUCCUUUAUUUAAUUAUGGAGAAAUAAAACUUGAAAAAUGAAAAAAAAAUGGGGACCAAAUGGUAAAAAUAAAACAUAAAAAGAUUAGCUAUAAAUAAAGGAGCUCUAAAACCCAAACACUUAAGAACAUCCCCACUCUCUCCCCUUGUGCCUAAAAGAUCUCCUUCACUCUCUUUUGUCUCUUUAGAAUUAUGGGAAUCGGAGAAGAAAGCACAAAGCCUAUUUGGGGGAGUGUGAGCCAGGCGCCUUCAGGCUACGCUCUCAACGGCAAAAUCAUGCUCUCCUCCGUGAUCGUCCUCUUCGUCGCCGUUAUUAUGAUCCUCUGUUUCCACAGCUACGCCCGAUGGUUAUUCCGUCGUCAGAACCGUCGCAUUCGCCGCCGUAUUCGUGCUCAUAUCCGUACUCUCUCCGCCUCACCCCGCGACCAAGCUCUCGACCCGGUUGUUCUCGACAAGAUUCCGAUCUUCGUUUACUCCUCCAAGAAUCCACCACCACCCGAAGAGAAGGAGGAGUGCUCCGUCUGCUUGUCGGAGUUCGAGGAAGAAGACGAAGGCCGUCUUCUCCCUAAAUGUGGCCACUCUUUUCACGUCGAUUGCAUCGAUACUUGGUUCCGUUCUAGAUCCACUUGCCCGCUUUGCAGAGCUCCGGUUCAACCCCCGGUUCAAGUCAUUGAAACCGGAUCUUCUUCUUCUUCGCCGCUGAGAUUUCCGACGGAGGCUUGCGAGAGAGAACCAAUUGAUCUCGUCGGAAUCAUUGUGGAGAUUCCCAGAGAAUUUGAAAUUCAAGGCUCAAACCCGGGUCUACCCAUCGAAAACGGAUCCAAAUUCCCGGGUAAUCGGGUUUUGUCUUUGAAAAGGUUAUGGAGCAUCUGAUUACGGGCGGGUAAAUGGGUUUCUAUUUUUUCAAAAACCGCAUGAACAAUGAACCAAUCAAUAGUCCAAUUUACUUGGGCAACGUGUAUUUGUUACCCGUUCAUUAUUAUUAAAUUUUGAAGAAACGA